This is a messenger RNA of Mesocricetus auratus (golden hamster), 1522 nucleotides long. It is a transcript of the gene Emcn, whose product is annotated as endomucin. The record is from RefSeq and is a predicted model, not a curated record. Bases 172 to 957 code for a protein of 261 amino acids. NCBI's taxonomy places the organism in Eukaryota, Metazoa, Chordata, Mammalia, Rodentia, Cricetidae. The transcript is spliced from 12 exons.
UGUGUGUUUCCUCUAGUUCUUUAUCAGAGUCCCCAAAAUAAGUAGGAAUGGGCAGCGUCUGCACACAGGCCUCGCACCUUUUCCAUUCGCUAACACGGCCUGCACUGGCUGGGAGGAACCCUUCCCUGCCUUAGCCUGGGAGAGAAGCCACCCAGACCAUCCUGAGGCACCAUGCAGCUGCUUCAAGUGACUGCCCUCUUCUUCCUUCUCUCCUCCCGUGUCUGCCGCAGUGAGGACAGCGAAGAUGUUCAAAGUAAAGUUACUCCAUCACUGCCAGAAACUUCUUCAACAAAAUCAUCUGUCACAACAUCAGCCAUUGUGUCAGGAACAAAUCUGGUUAACAAAACAACAGCCGGAACACCUCCUAAAGGAACAACUGAUGGUGAAUUACCCAAAUCUCCUUUGACGCAAACACUUACUUCACUGACCACAGUAAAACGUGAAGAAACAACAACUCCUGGUACCAUAAAGAACCAAGUUCUCACUAUGAACAUGACAGUACCAAGUCUUCCUACUUCAAAUGCUGUUUCAACGUUACCAAGUUCCCAGCACAAAACUGAAAAUCAGAGUUCAAUCAAAACAACAGAAAUGUCAGUUACCACUCAACUGCCAGAGGCCUUGUCAAAAACCAUCGUGUCACCCUCAGCAUUACUAACAACUGCAAAAAUCAUCUCGAAGCUUCAAGACACUGAGGAUGGGAAGAUUCCAGCCACUCCAUCAACCACCCCCUCUUAUUCCAGUAUUAUUUUGCCUGUGGUUAUUGCGUUGAUUGUUAUAACACUCCUGGUAUUUACUCUGGUGGGUUUGUAUCGAAUGUGCUGGAAAAGAGACCCAGGCACUCCGGAAAGUGGGAAUGAUCAGCCUCAGUCUGAUAAAGAGAGUGUGAAGCUGCUCACUGUUAAAACAAUCUCGCAUGAAUCUGGCGAGCAUUCUGCACAGGGAAAAACCAAGAACUGACAGUGUGAUGGAUCCUUCCUACACCUGGGCAAUAAAUAUGUCUAAUCUUCAGCUUCUAAGUUCCAAGAGUGGGAAGGAGAGAGCCCUGAGGAACCAGUGCCAAUUCACAGCCUCCUCGCCAGUCUACACCAGUUGCCUGUCCCAGCAAAGGAAAGACAUGCCACAAUCCGACAGAAACAUAGAGAGUUCUAGAUAUCUUCUGUCUGAGAUGUAGAAAAUCAAAUGACUCUAGUUUUCAGGGACAUCUCUAGGAAGAACUCUUGUGAACAGUGACCCCUCAGUCCAGGCAGGUGUGCUCCUGGGAGACAAGCCAUAGCUGAGUUUAAAGUUUCCAGAGCUUACAGCCUUGAUUCGUGGAGACCUGCCUGUCUUCUUUGUGUUAUUAUAUUAGUUAGUGUUAGUAUUUAUUGUUUCCCAUUAUGUUAAUGCAGGGAGAAUUUGCAAUUGUGUUAUUAGAUGUUAAGUAGAAAUCAUACCAUGUUCCUCUGUACAGACAGGUAUGUUACUCAUGUUUUUAUGUGUUACUUUUAAUAAAUAAUGGCUGUACUCAGUACACUAAACAUUA